Messenger RNA from Boleophthalmus pectinirostris (great blue-spotted mudskipper), 1234 nucleotides. RefSeq names its product carcinoembryonic antigen-related cell adhesion molecule 1-like. The transcript has 5 exons. The record is from RefSeq and is a predicted model, not a curated record. Bases 1 to 1185 code for a protein of 394 amino acids. Lineage: Eukaryota; Metazoa; Chordata; Actinopteri; Gobiiformes; Gobiidae.
AUGAGUUUCCAAGUGAUUAUUUUCUGUGCUACCUUUGGUUUAGCCUCUGGAGUUGGUGUGUUGCCUGAUUCUGUGAAUGCAGCUGUUGGAGGCACAGUCAUGUUCUCCACAUCACUGGCUCCAACACAAACUCCAUUUUCAACAAUAAUCUGGAAUUUUGGCUUAACAAAUAUCAUCACUUCAAGUUCUGGGGGUAACUUCACUGCUCCAGAGUAUGAAGGCAGGAUCACUCUGUUUAUCUCUACUGGAUCUCUGGAGCUCAGGAACGUGGCUCUUAGUGACACUGGAGAUUACAGAGUUAACAUUUUACCAGCAGGAGGUGCAGGACAAACUGGAGUCACUACAUUGAAGGUUUAUGAGCCAGUGUCUAAUGUGAGAGUCACAGUCAGCAGCUCAGACUUAGUGGAGUUCAACAGUUCUGUGACUCUCUCCUGUUCUGCUGAUGGGACCAGCCUGACAACUUUCCUCUGGUUAAACGGCAGCACUGAAGUUACAGCCAGUGACAGAGUGCACCUCACUGAUGGAGGAGCAACUCUCACUAUAGACACUGUGUGGCGCUAUGACCAGGGACCAUUCACAUGUGAAGUGUCUAAUCCUGUCAGUAGCAGCACCAGUGUCCCAGCAGAACUCUCCAUCAACUAUGGACCUGAUGAUGUCAUUUUGAGGACUUCUCCUUCUCUUGAUCACUAUGAGGAAGGUUCAGACGUGUCUCUGUCCUGCUCAGCUGACUCCAGACCUGCAGCUCAGUUUAAAUGGCUUUUAAAUGGAGAGCUGUUGUCUUUUACUGGAGCACAGAUACAACUGAAGAACAUACAGAUGAGCCAGAGUGGAAACUACAGCUGUGAGGCUUUCAACAGCAAAACUCUCAGAUAUACAACGUCUCAGCCUGUGAGGAUCUCUGUGCUGAAGAGAAUCACAAAUAUUUAUGUUGAGUCAUCCUCCAAUGAGCCAAUCGAGAGCUCCUCACUGAACUUAACCUGUGAUGCUUCUGGUUCCAUCUUCACCAGAAAGUGGUCGAUAAAUGAACAGGAGCUAAAUCCUUCUGAAAACAUUGUAUUUUAUGACCAAAAACGAGUGUUGUCUUUUAAAGUCCUGAACAGAAAAGACAGUGGAAAAUACCUCUGUGAAAUCAGCAACCCCAUCAGCUCUGAGACAACUGCUUACACUCUGGAUUGUAAUCUGUAAGUGUCUAGGUAUAUUAUGUUUCAGACAUUUAUUGUAAAAAUGUACUUUA